UGGACUUUAUUUGCCCAAAGCGACCCUUUCUUUCCUGGCAACUUCCAAGCGCCCCCCCUGGAGAUGCAUCUCAUUUUUCUAGUGAGAACCAAUGAAGGGGGUCGUUGACCAGCAAUCUUGAGUUUGUUAAGGGGCUACUUGAGAAUCACAUUAGGCUGUCGAUCUUGUGCUUGUUGAUGGCUUCUUCUUCUUCAUCUGUUCCUGAUUGCAAAUACGAUGUCUUCUUGAAUUUUCGAGGUGAAGACACUCGCAGGACCUUCAUCGGCCAUCUCUACAAAGCUCUAGGUCGGAGGUCAAUCAACACCUUCAUUGACGCUGAAGAGCUCAGAAAAGGCAACGGCCUUUCGCAGCUACUGACGGCUAUAAGCGACUCGAGGCUUUCGGUUGUAGUUUUUUCUCCAAACUACGCUUCUUCCACAUGGUGCUUGAAAGAACUCGUCCAAAUCCUGCAGUGCAUGGAUCAGAAGAAGCAGAUUGUGAUUCCCAUCUUCUACGAAGUAGACCCAUCUCAUGUUCGUAAAAUCAAGGGAAGUUUUGAGGAAGCUUUUUCUAAACAUGAACAUGAUCCUGACGCCGACAUGGAAGAAGUGCAGCGGUGGAGGUCCGCUUUACAAAGAGCCCCCGAUUUAUGUGGCUGGGAUUCACAAAAUUACCAGGAUGAUGCCAAGCUUGUUGAGUUGAUUGCAGAUGAUAUUUUUAAGAAAGUGAUCAACAUCCCAUCAAGUGAAAAGAAUGGCUUGGUUGGAAUGGAUUCCCGCUUAAAGAAAAUGGAUUCACUAUUAUGUCCCGAGGUCGAUAACGUUGGCUUUGUUGGAAUAUGGGGUAUGGGCGGUAUAGGCAAAACCACCAUCGCUAGAGCUGUGUAUGAUAAAAUCAAUCAUCACUUCGAAGGUCGUUGCUUUCUUGAAAAUGUGAAGCGACGUUUUCCCUCAACUGAUGCAGGUGAAGCGCCACUAGAUAUGCAGGCAGAAAUUCUAUCUAGUAUCACAGAUAUGAAGGUGGGGAGUUCAGAGAUUUUGAGAAAUGGUUUUCAGAAGAUGAUGGAAAGAGUUGGUAAGAAAAAAGUUUUACUUGUUCUGGAUAAUGUGGAGAGUUCAUCCCAAAUUGAAGCCUUAAUUGGAAAGCAACCUUCAUUUGGUGGCGGAAGUCGAAUCAUUAUAACAACUAGAGAUAAACAGUCACUAAGUAGACUUGGUGAUCAGAUAUAUGAGCCCGAGUUGUUAAAUGACGAUGAUGCUCUCAAGCUGUUUAGGCAGUAUGCUUUGAGUACAAAGCAACCCACAGAAGAAUACAUUGAUCUGUCAGGCCAUUUCAUAAAAUAUGCUCAAGGUUUGCCUUUAGCACUCAAAGUCUUGGGAGCAUUUCUCGAUGACAAAAGUGUACUUGUGUGGAAAGAUGAGUUAAAGAAAAUAGCGAGAAACCCGCACCCGGGAAUCCAAAAAGUCCUUAGAACAAGCUAUGAUGGACUAGAUGAUUUGCAGAAGGAAAUAUUUCUUGAUAUUGCAUGUUUCUUUAAACAAAUGAAGAAAGACUUGGCAACAAGGAUUAUGGAGGGUUGUGACUUCCAUCCCCAUACCGGAUUAGACGUUCUAGUUGGUAGAGCUCUUGUCACUAUCUCAUCUGAUGGUGUACUCGAGAUGCAUGAUUUAAUAGAGGAAAUGGGUCACCAAAUCGUACGCCAGGAUAUAAAGGAGCCUGGAAGGCGCAGCAGAUUGUGGAGCUGUGAAGAUGUUCAUUAUGUGCUAAAUAAAAAAAAUGCUAUGGAAGCAGUUGAAAGCAUAAUUGUGCAAUGGCCACACUCAAACAAUGUGGUGGAAUUAGAUAUCGCCCUUGCUCAAAUGCCAAAACUAAGACUACUCAAAGUCCAUACCCACUGUUUACUACCAGAGGGCGAGCCGGCCGAUGAUCACUGGCAAUACGAGAAUCUAAAGUUUCUCUCUGAAAAACUAAGUUAUUUGUUUUGGAACAAAUGUCCCCUAAAGUCUUUAUCGUCCAAUUUUAACCCAGAGAAUCUUGUUGAAAUUGACAUGCAAUGUAGUUGGGUUGAACACCUCUGGAAAGGAACUAAGCGUCUUGGAAAGUUGAAAAUUAUCAAUUUAAAAGGCUCUUAUCGUCUUAAGGAAACGCCGGACUUCACUAAGGCAAAGAAUCUUGAGAAGCUAAUUCUUGGUGGAUGCACAAGUUUAUAUGAGGUUCACCCAUCCAUUUCUGCCCUUGAAAAACUUGUCCUCUUGGAUCUAAGUUGGUGCGGCGAACUCAAGUCCUUUUCAAGGAACAUUUGUAUGAAAUCUCUUGAAACCUUUGAUCUCUCUUUUUGCUCAAAACUUGAGAAGUUUCCAGAGAUUUCCAAAGUUAUGGAGAAGCUUUCAAAGCUUUAUUUGCAAGGGACUGCAAUGAAAGAACUGCCUCGAUCGAUUAACAACCUUACAGGGCUUGUUACUUUGAAUCUUAAAUAUUGCAGAGAACUUGAGAUUCUUCCAAGCAGCAUUGUUCAACUCAAGUCCCUGCAACUUCUUAAUCUUUCUGGUUGUCCAAAGCUCAAGGCCUUUCCAGAAAAUGUCGGACAUAUGGAAAGAUUAAGAGAGCUUCGCUUGGAUGAGACAUCUGUUGAAGGCCUUGCCCCAUCAAUUUCAUCUCUUCAAAACCUUGAGAUUUUGAGUCUAAGGCAAUGCAAGAAACUUCAUAGUCUUCCAAGGAACAUUCAUAUGAGAUCUCUUCGAACCCUUAAUUUUUCCAGCUGCUUCAAUCUGUAUAAUUUUUCAGAAAUUCCUGAAGUUAUGAACCUAUUAGAGCUUAAUUUAGAUGAGACUGAUAUUUCAGAACUGCCCUUGUCCAUCAAAAAUUUUACGGGACUCGUUACCCUGAGCCUGAAGGAUUGCAGAAGAUUAGAGAUUCUUCCAGGCAGCAUUCAUAUGAGAUCUCUUCAAGCCCUGAAUGUUUCUGGCUGCUCAAAUCUGAGGAAUUUACCCGAGUUUCUAAAAGUUACGGAGAACCUAACAGAGCUUCAUUUAGAUUGGACUUUAGUUGCAAAAGGCCAAGAAAAUUUUAAGUUUUCAGGGAUUGCAAUUGAAGAAUUGCCAUCCAUAAUUUAUAGUCUUACGGGACUUGCUACCUUGACGCUACGGUAUAGCAAAGACUUUGAGAGUCUUACAAGCAGCAUUUGUCAGCUCAAGUCCCUAAAUUAUCUCUCUCUUUCCGGUUGUACAAAGUUUAAGGUGUUUCCAGACAUAUUAGAAAAUAUGGAAAGAUUAGCCAGCCUUGAUUUGGAUAACACAUCUAUCAGAGAGCUUCCUGCAUCAAUUGAACGGCUUCAGGGACUAGUGUCGUUAAAUCUGAAAAACUGCAAAAGCCUGGUCUAUCUUCCGAACAGUAUCUGCAAUUUGUUAAGUCUCGAAUGGCUCACUCUCAAUGGGUGCUCAAAACUUUCGAAGUUGCCUGAAGAUUUAUGGUAUUUGAAGCGCCUUGACAUAAAGGGAACUGGUAUACAUGGUUACUGCCCAGAACAGCAAUUCAUCAAUUUGGGGGGUUUGGCUCAGUUUCGAAGCACUGCACCUAAGAUUAAUGCCAUGGUCCCAAACAUUGAGCAAAAUGAGGCGGUGGCUGAUGUUGAAUCCCGCCUCCCCUGGAUGUGGCGCCAUGUGGAAGAGAGGCAGGAUCUAUGCGGAAGUCAAGUUAUGUGGAAGAGAUAUGUGGAAGGGAAGGGGCGCUAUGUGGAAGAGAGGCAGCAGGAUAUUGCGGAAUCAAGCUAUGUGGAAGAGAUGCGGCGUUAUGCGGAAGAAGCGGCAGCGGAAAGGCGCUCUGCGAAAGAGAUGCGGCGGCGCUCUGCGGCAGCGGCGGCAGCGGUGGCAGCGGCGGCAGAGGAAGAGAUGCGGCGGCGCUAUGCGAAAGAAGCGGAAGAGAUGCGGCGCUGCUAUGCGAAAGAAGCGGAAGAGAUGCGGCGGCGCUAUGCGGAAGAAGCGGAAGAGAUACGGCAGCACUAUGCGGAAAAAGCGGAAGAGAUGCAGCGGCACUUUGCGAUAACGAAAGAGAUGCGGUGGCGCUUUGCGAAAGAAGCGAAAGAGAUGCGGCGGCACUUUGCGGAAGAAGCGGAAGAGAUACGGCGGCGCUCUGCGGAAGAAGCAGUGCGAAAGAAGCGGAAGAGAUGCGGCGGCUCUUUGCUAAAGAAGCGGAAGAGAUGCGGCGGCUCUUUGUGAAAGAAGCGGAAGAGAUGCAGCGGCUCUUUGCGGAAGAAGCGGCAUAGAUGUGGCGCAUCUAUGUAGAGAAGCGGCAGCAGCGACAUUUGGAAGAGAAGUGGCAGCGACUUUGACCUUUGGAAGAGAUCAAACGUUGACGUUUAGGGCUGGGUUUUACCCUAAAAUGCCUAGGUACCUGUUUCUAAGGGGUAAUCAUAUUUAAACUCAUUUGUUUUCAUUUCACCCACCGAUGUGGGACUGCCAACAAAUUUUUCAUCACAUUUUGACUGAUCCUGAGGAGUCAAGCUAUUUGGAAGAGAUGAUGCAGCGACGUUGACGUUUGGAAGAGGAGCAGCAAUGUCUGGAGUUCCUUGAGGUAGAGGGAACUGUAGCAUCUCUCUCUUUAAAAACGAUAAUUUCUCAGCACUUAAGGGUAUUUGGAUCAGUGUCAGAGCACUGCACCUUUGAGUGAUAUGGUGGACUUAAGCUACGGGGAAAAGGAGGCGGUGGCUUUUAAGGCAAUUUUGAGUGAUCUCAAGCAGUCGAGACAUGAGGAAGAGAAGGAGGAGAAGGCGGUGGCAGCCUCAAGGAGAGGUGGGGGGAUAUGGGGUUGUAUCUGUGGGUCACGGGGUGAUGGGGAUUGAGGUAUUUAGCGCAUCAUCACUGAUAUAGUAGCAAGACUAAGGGACCUGCGAGAGGGAAGAAAUGGUGAUUUUGUGUGGUAAGAGUUUGCGACUCCUUCGUGUUUUGAGUUGGUUUCGGCUUCUGAGAGCUCUUUUAUUUAGGUUUUUGCUUUUUGGGGUAUUUCUUGCUUCACCUGCAGUUGGUACGUGGUAAGUAUUUACUUAUCCGUAUAUGUUGUAAAGUUGUUUUUUUCUUUCUCUUCGAUCAGGUAAUGUAUUGUUAGUGAUGAAGCCUUGAAUUGGAAAUGGAUGGCUGAGAUUAAACUAGCUCAUAAGCUAGGAUUGUGCCGGCUGUCAUAGUAGCUGACUCUGUUUUAGAUAUACUCGUGCAAGACACAUGAGUAUGAGAAGCAUGUGAUGCAUGUGAAGUUUGUGACGGUU
This is a messenger RNA of Pyrus x bretschneideri (Chinese white pear), 5236 nucleotides long. RefSeq names its product disease resistance protein RPV1-like. The coding region runs from base 177 to 4193 and encodes 1338 amino acids. Gene Ontology annotation, biological process: defense response; signal transduction. The record is from RefSeq and is a predicted model, not a curated record. The transcript has 4 exons. Gene Ontology annotation, molecular function: ADP binding. Lineage: Eukaryota; Viridiplantae; Streptophyta; Magnoliopsida; Rosales; Rosaceae.